This is a messenger RNA of Cannabis sativa, 974 nucleotides long. Its product is annotated as late embryogenesis abundant protein At1g64065-like. The record is from RefSeq and is a predicted model, not a curated record. NCBI's taxonomy places the organism in Eukaryota, Viridiplantae, Streptophyta, Magnoliopsida, Rosales, Cannabaceae. The transcript has a single exon. The coding region runs from base 178 to 846 and encodes 222 amino acids.
ACAAUUUUUACGUACGUAAUUAGCUUGACUUUUAUUAUUAAGUUUCAUAUUUAUUUAUAUCAUAUGAUAUGAGUCGUAGAUUUAAUAGAUCAUCAUAGACGUAACGUACCACUUUCCAUUUUAUUAUUACAAACAACCUCCCAAUAAUAAUAUUAUCACAUCACCAAAUUAAACAAAAUGAUGGAAACAGACAAGUUCCCCUUAGCUCCGCCACAAAACUUCAUCCGAAGCGAUCGGGAAGUGUCACACGCAGCCGCGGCGGAAGAUGGGCUCCGCCGUAAGAAGCGGCGGAGACGGAUACAGUCCGCCGCAGCCUUUGUCGUUUUACUAAUAGUUGUCGUUUUGGUCUAUGCUCUUGUCGUUAUUCGAUUCAAAACACCCAAAUUCAGAAUCAGAGAAGCCAUGAUCACGAGCUCACAAAUCAGCAAUUUCACUAAUAAUAAUAACUCAUCAUCAAAUCUUUCGAUGAACUUGAUAUUGGAAGCUGAAUUCACCAUCAAGAACAGAAACUUUGGUCGUUUUAAAUACGAGUCAGGCUCUGUUCUGUUUGCCUACAAAGGAUUUGUGCUUGGCCAGGCUUUUAUCGAUGAUGGUCGAGUCAGGCCAAGGUCAACCAAGAAAGUAAGAGCCGUUGCGGUGCUUAACUCGGCUGGCUUGGGUAGCCAAGCCGAGUCGGAGCUCGGAAGGGAUAUUGGAGCCGGUGUAUUGUCGUUGACCAGUUACUCUGAGUUAGAAGGGAAGAUUCGAGUUGUAAGGGUUAUUAAAAGGAAGAAGUGGCCUAAGCUGAAUUGUACCAUGGAUUUUGUUAUCGCUACUCGAAUGAUCCAGAAUUUGAACUGUUUGUGAUGAAAUACUUUGAGAUUUUCAUCAACUUACAGUAUUUAAUUUAAUUAUGUUAUUGUGUUGUUUUGUUCAUUAUGUAAAUAUUUCAAUCAAUAAGAGUAAAGGUAUGUGCAUACAUAUAUUGUUUGUAA